UCUCCUAUCCCCCUCUCCAGAUGACGUGCCGCCCUACUUUAAGACGGAGCCGGUGCGGAGCCAGUUGCACCUGGAGCGUAACAGGCUGGUGCUGACGUGUAUGGCAGAGGGGAGCUGGCCCCUGGAGUUCAAAUGGAUCCACAAUAGCACUGAGCUCACACGCUUCUCACAGGAGUACAGGUACUUGAUUCCAUCUCUGGACCGUUCCCAUGCUGGCUUCUACCAAUGUAUCAUCAGGAACCGUGUAGGAGCCUUACUACAGAGGAGGACUGAAGUGCAGGUUGCAUUUAUGGGCGGUUUUGAGGAGGGUGAGCGCGCCCAGUCGGUCUCUCAGGGGGAGGGGGCAGUGGUUCCCGCACCACGCAUCAGGAGCUUUCCCCAGCCGCAGGUCACAUGGUUCAGAGACGGACGCAAGAUACCGCCCAGCAGCCGCAUAGCCAUUACUCUGGACAACACUCUGGUCAUCCUGUCCACGGUGGCCCCUGAUGCUGGACGUUACUAUGUACAGGCUGUCAACGACAAGAACGGUGAAAACAAGACCAGCCAACCCAUAACCCUUUCUGUCGACAAUGUUGGUGGGCCUGCAGACCCCAUCGCCCCCACCAUAAUCAUCCCCCCAACAAACACCAGUGUAGUGUCAGGCACGUCUGAAGUCACCAUGGAGUGUGUCGCAAACGCAAGACCGCUGAUCAAACUCAGCAUCACAUGGAGGAAGAACAGGGUUCUGGUCACCAGUGGUCUGAGUGACUUCAACCGCAGACUGACCAUUAUCGGCCCUGUGGUCGGUGACUCAGGGUUCUAUGAGUGUGAGGUGGUCCUAAGCAGCAGCAGUGUGCCUUCUGUCAAUGCUGGGGCCUACCUACAUGUUCAAGAGCCUCCCCAGUUUGUGAAGGAACCAGAGAAACACAUCACUGCUGAGAUGGAGAAAAUUGUGGAUAUCCCCUGUCAGGCACGAGGUGUGCCUCAACCAGACAUUGUGUGGUAUAAGGAUGCGGUGCCCAUCAGCCCAGUGAAAACCCCCAGGUAUAGGGUGUUAGUCGGGGGCAGUUUGCAGGUCAACGGCCUUCUUCCUGAUGACACAGGGAUGUUCCAAUGCUUUGCACGGAACCUGGCAGGAGAGGUGCAGACCAACACCUACCUGGCUGUCACUAGCAUUGCCCCUAACAUCACAGCUGGACCAUCUGACAGCACGGUGAUUGACGGCAUGUCAGUCAUUCUCCACUGUGAAACAUCAGGAGCACCAAGACCAGCUAUCACCUGGCAGAAAGGUGAGCGUGUUCUGGCCAGUGGUUCUGUUCAGCUGCCCAGGUUCACCUUGCUGGAGUCAGGCAGCCUGCUCAUCUCCCCAUCCCACAUAUCAGACGCUGGCACCUACACCUGCAUGGCCAGCAACUCCCGGGGCAUAGACGAGGCUGCUGCUGACCUUGUGGUGUGGGCUCGCACCCGUAUCAACACCCCCCCUCAGGACCAGAGUGUCAUCAAAGGCACCAAGGCCACCGUGACCUGUGGAGUUACACACGACCCCAGUGUCACUGUCAGGUAUGUGUGGGAGAAGGAGGGCUCGGUCAUCAACGCCCAGUCUAUCCCCCGUAUCCGGCUGGACCCGGAUGGUACCCUCCACAUCUCCCAGACCUGGUCAGGUGACAUCGGGACCUACACCUGUAGGGUUAUGUCGGUAGGAGGCAACGACUCACGCAGCGCACACCUCCGAGUCAGGCAGCUGCCCUAUGCUCCAGAGAACCCUGUGGCCCUGCUAAGUUCCUCAGAAAAGAGGGCCAUUAACCUGACCUGGGCCAAGCCCUUCGACGGGAACAGCCCCCUACUUCGCUACAUCCUCGAGGUCUCUGAGAACAACGCUCCCUGGGCUAUCCUCCUGGCCAACAUAGAGCCUGAGUCGACAGCGGUGACCGUCAGUGGACUCAUACCAGCACGCUCCUACCAGUUCCGCCUAUGUGCCGUCAACGACGUGGGCAAGGGCCAGUUCAGCAAGGAGACUGACCGUGUAUCUCUACCAGAGGAACCUCCCAGUGCCCCUCCCCAGAAUGUGAUCGCCAGCGGCCGCACCAACCAGUCCAUCAUGAUCCAGUGGCAGCCCCCACCAGAGAGCCACCAGAACGGGAUUCUCAGGGGCUACAGCGUCCGGUAUCGUCUAACAGGUCUUCCGGUGGACUACCAGAGUAAGAACAUCUCCAAACCAGACGUUACCAACAUUCUCCUGGAGGACCUGAUCAUCUGGACCAACUAUGAGAUAGAGGUGGCAGCCUACAACAGGGCGGGGCUAGGAACCUUCAGCCACAAGGUCACUGAGUGGACGCUGCAGGGAGUGCCGACUAUAGCCCCCAGUAAAGUUCAGGUGGAGGCCGUCAACUCCACAACCAUCCGUAUCACCUGGGCUGCCCCUAACCCUCAGUUCAUCAAUGGGAUCAACCAGGGAUACAAGCUGUUGGCAUGGGAGCCAGGUCAGGAAGAGGAGGUCACCAUGGUUACAGUGAGACCUAACUUCCAGGACAGUGUGCAUGUGGGCUACGUGACGGGGCUGAAGAAGUUCACAGAGUACUACAGCGCUGUGCUGUGUUUCACUACGCCGGGAGACGGCCCCCGCAGCCCCGCUAACGGCCUGAGGACACAUGAAGACACUCCUGGGGCGGUGGGUGACCUGAGCUUCACAGAGAUCCUCGACACGUCUCUCAAAGUGAGCUGGAGAGAACCUGAAGAGAAGAACGGAUUCCUCACAGGGUACCGUAUCUCAUGGGAGGAGUUUAACCGCACCAACACACGGGUGACCCACUACCUCCCCAACGUGACCCUGGAGUACCGCGUCACGGGGCUGACCGCCCUCACCACCUACACCAUUGAGGUGGCCGGCAUGACCUCCAAGGGCCAGGGAAAACUGUCCUCCUCCACAAUCUCUUCUGGAGUACCUCCAGAGCUGCCUGGUCCUCCCACCAACAUGGCCAUCUCCAACAUUGGCCCUCGAUCUAUCACUCUCCAGUUCAAACCCGGCUACGAUGGAAAGACCUCCAUCUCUCGCUGGCAGGUAGAGGCCCAGGUCAGUGUGAUAGGAGACAAUGAGGACUGGGUGAUUGUUCACCAGCUGCCCAACGAGCCUGAUGCCCGAUCCCUGGAGGUGCCAGGACUAAGCCCAUACACAUUUUACAGGUUCCGUAUGCGUCAGGUGAACAUUGUGGGGACUAGUCCUCCCAGUCAGCCCUCCAGGAAGAUCCAGACCUUGCAGGCCCGUCCAGAUAUGUUCCCCGCUAACGUCACACUGCGCACGGCCAGCGAGACCAGUCUGUGGCUCCGAUGGGUGCCCCUACCAGAGUGGGAGUACAAUGGGGACCCAGAGGUGGUGGGCUACCGGAUCCAGUACUCCCGUACAGGCUCCCAGGGCAGGGCGCUGACCCAUGUGAUCGCUGACCGGCUGGAGAGGGAGUUCACCAUCGAGGACCUGGAGGAGUGGACAGAGUACGAUGUCAGGGUUCAGGCUCUCAAUGGCAUCGGGGCCGGGCCCUGGAGCCAGCCUGUCAGAGGAAGGACCAGGGAGUCUGUCCCCUCCUGUGGCCCCACCAACGUGUCAGCCUUUGCCACAACCUCCAGCAGUAUCCUGGUGCGCUGGUUUGAAGUACCAGAACCAGACCGGAAUGGACUGAUCUUGGGAUACAAGGUGUUGUUUAGGGAGAAGGACUCUGACUCGUCCCUCCAGUUGUGGACAGUGGAGGGGAAUGCCAGCCACAGUGUCCAGCUGACUGGUCUGGGGAAAUACGUCCUCUAUGAGAUCCAGGUCCUGGCCUUCACCCGCAUCGGAGACGGCAUGCCCAGCUCACCACUCAUACUGGAGAGGACUCUGGACGACGUGCCUGGCCCUCCAGUGGGCAUCCUGUUCCCUGAGGUCCGAACCACCUCGGUGCGUCUCAUCUGGCAGUCCCCGUCCCAGCCUAAUGGUAUCAUCCUGGCCUAUCAGAUCACGUAUCGUCUGAACUCGACCAAUAGCAACACAGCCACAGUAGACGUGUUAAACCCAAGUGCUCGCCAGUACACGGUGACUGGCCUGAAACAAGAGUCAGUGUACAUGUUCCGCAUCACAGCCCAGACACGCAAGGGCUGGGGGGAGGCCGCAGAGGCACUGGUGGUCACCACCGAGAAGAGAGCUCGACCUCAGCCCACCGGUCGUCCCAUGGUGCCCCAAGAGAAUGUUCAGGCCCGCAGCGUGUUGUUGUCAUGGGAACCAGGCAGCGACGGCCUCUCUCCGGUCCGCUACUACACCGUGCAACUGAGAGAACUGCCCGAAAGCAACUGGACCGUCCACUCUGCCUCGGUCAACCACGAGUCCAGCUUCUACAUAGUUGGCAGGCUGAAGCCCUUCAUCUCCUACCAGUUUAGAGUGAAAGCCACCAACGACAUAGGAGACAGUGAAUACAGCGAGGAGAGUGAAGUUAUCACCACACUACAGGACGCCCCUGACGAAGCCCCCACAAUCCUCUCUGUCACACCACACACAACUACAUCCGUGCUGAUUCGCUGGCAGCAUCCGUCUGAGGAGAAGAUUAACGGUAUCCUCCUGGGUUUCCGGAUACGGUACCGGGAGCUCAUGUACGACCGCCUCCGCAGCUUCUCCGUACGCACCGCCAACAGCCCCUCCAAUACUUGGACUGAGCUCAACUCCCCCUACAGCGUGAGAAACCUGAGCGAGUCCUCUCUCACCCAGUAUGAGCUGGAUAACCUGAGCAAACACAAGCGCUAUGAGAUCAGGAUGAGUGUGUAUAACGCCGUGGGGGAGGGACCAACCAGCACACCACAGGAAGUGUUUGUAGGAGAAGCAGUACCCACCGCCCCACCUCAGAACGUGGCCAUCCAAUCAGCAACGGCCACCCAGCUGGACGUGACGUGGGAGCCUCCUCCAUUGGACACUCAGAAUGGAGACAUCCAGGGAUACAAGGUGUACUUCUGGGAGAUCCAGCGCAAGAAUGAGACGGAGAGACUGCGCACCCUGUUCCUGCCAGAGGGAGGGGUCAAGCUGAAGAACCUGACUGGAUACACCACCUACAUGAUCAGUGUGGCCCUCUUCAAUGCAGCAGGGGACGGGCCCCGAAGCCCCCCAACCAGGGGCCGUACACAACAGGCUGCCCCCAGUGCUCCCAGCUUCAUUCACUUCAGUGAGCUGACCACCACGUCAGUCAACGUGUCCUGGGGUGAGCCCACCUACCCCAACGGCAUUCUGGAGGGUUACCGGCUGGUCUACGAGCCCUGCACCCCUGUUGACGGCGUCAGUAAGAUAGUGACGGUGGACGUCAAAGGGGCCCCGUUCUGGAUGAAGAUCAAGGACCUGGCUGAUGGGGUGACCUACAACUUCAGGAUCCGGGCCAAGACGUUCACCUAUGGGCCUGAGGUGGAGGCUAACAUAACCAUGGGGCCUGGGGAAGGAGCCCCAGGCCCCCCUGGAGAGCCUUUCAUCUCCCGGUACGGCUCAGCUCUUACCAUCCACUGGUCCAACGGUGAUCCCGGGAGGUCGCCUAUUACACGCUACGUCAUUGAGGCCAGACCUUCAGAUGAGGGCUUGUGGGAUAUCUUGAUCAAGGACAUCCCAAAGGAAGUGACGUCAUACGCCUUCAACAUGGACAUUCUGAAGCAAGGGGUUAGUUAUGACUUCCGGGUUAUUGGCGUGAACGACUAUGGCUACGGGUCUCCUAGUCCACCCUCAGCCUCCAUAUCUGCCAAAAAGGUGGCGCCAUUCUACGAGGAGUGGUGGUUCUUGGUGGUGGUGGCCCUGGUAGGUCUUAUCUUCAUCCUCCUUCUGGUCUUCAUCCUCAUCAUCAGAGGACAGAGCAAGAAGUACGCCAAGAAAUCUGACUCAGGGAACAACUCCAACUGUAAUGCCCUGACCCAUGGAGAUAUGGUCAGCCUGGACGAGGGACGCUUCCCCGCCCUGGAACUCAACAACCGACGGCUGUCCGUCAAGAACUCCUUCUGCCGUAAGAACGGUGUCUAUACCAGGUCUCCUCCUCGGCCCAGCCCAGGCAGUCUCAACUACUCUGACGAGGAUUUGAGCACCACCAAGUACAACGAUCUGAUCCCGGCUGAGAGCAGCAGCCUGACAGAGAAACCAUCUGAGAUAUCAGACUCUAAGGAGGCCCUGGUGUUCUCAUAUGGGACGGGUGGUCUGCGUGUGCUUCCACUGAACUGGGGCAGUGACAGUGAGUACGAAGUGGACCAGAACAGACAGAAGACACACUCCUUUGUGAGCCACUACAUCAGUGACCCCACCUACUACAACUCCUGGCGCCGCCAGCAGAAGGGCAUCUCCCGGGCACAGGCCUACAACUACACAGAAUCAGAGUCGGGUGACCCGGAGCCCUGCGCCCCGUCACCACACCUGCCCCCGCUGCCACCCCAGCUCACCUCCACCACCCCUCCACCCCAGCCCCAGACCCAGCCCCAUGGUCAACCCCAGGGCCUCACACCCCAGGGCCAGGGUAGUCUGUUCAGGCCUAAAGGCAGCCGGACUCCCACCCCCUCUCAGCAGCUCCCCAACUCCACCCCUCCCAGCCACUCCAACACCCUGUCCUACUGGCCCCCCAGCAGCCCCAGCCCAGCCCCUGGAUCUCGGGCCCCCAUCGCCGGGUUCUCCUCCUUCGUUUGAUUCCGAGAGGGAUCUGUGUUCCCUUCUGAAAACAAAACCCACCCUGCUGCCCAACGUGUCUAGAGAGUAAAUACCCAACACAAAAGAAACCCUCGGAAUCCACCAUAUUGAUUUCUGUUUCUCCAUUUUUUCUUACUUGUUUUUAUUCUUUUCUUUUUAUUACUGAGUUGUGUUUUAAGGAUCAUACUGUACACAGACAGGACAGAAGUUACAUACUUUAUUCCAGUACAUUGUUCCUCUUGUGUGCAUGUGCUGGUAUAGUUUUAUUUCCAUUCUUUAACCCAUAGACAGCUGCUGAGAACAAGACAGUAUCUAUUCAUGUUUCUGUUUGAUUGAUUUGCAUGAGUUUCAAUGUAUUAUUUAUUUUCUCUCUUUCAUUGUUACACUUCUACACACAUACAACAAGAGAAUAAUUUAGUUAGAUACUGUAAAAAGGCAAGAAUUUCUUUGAAAAAAAUAUCUACAAGAUGAUAAAAGUGUCAUAGCGUCAAUCCACACUCGGGUAACAAGCACCAAUGAAACUGGGAUCCCAAAAUUGGGCCCUACAAGCGAGCGAAAUCAAUAGAGUUUAAAGGAUGAAAAGAGGAACAGGGUAUAGAAAAUACAAAGUAAUGAAAGUGAGGAGGAAGGGGGAGAUUGAGGCUGAAAUGAGCCCCCUGGCAGUCUUUAAAUGCCCAGUCCUGUCCAAUUAGGUAAAUUAAGUUUCUGGGUGUUAAUGUGAGAUAUGUUAGUGACCUCCCCCUAUUUAACCUAUGGACCAUGAUCCUCAGCAGUUAUCUGGCCUGGUCUAUAGGGUACGCACUAUUGAGUCUGACAGCAUUUCGAUGUCACAAGCAGGUCACAUCUCUGUGCUGUACACCAAGGACCUAGUUGCCUGCACGCCUUGGCAGAUAUGAAAAAUGUACAGUAUGUCUGAAGUAAAAAUGUUGAGGUUGGUCUGCAAGUUCUUUGUGUCCUUUAGUGGAUCAGACAUGCCAUGGUUCAUUAUAACUAGGGAUUCAUAUUUUCCUGAAAAUGUUCCCUUACAAGCCCUUCUCAGGCAUCCCAGUAUUCCUGUUGAAAGCGAAAGUGCUAGUUAAAAGCAUAUAAUACCAGCGAAGGAAAUCUGACAUAAUUCUACCACUGAAAAAUAUACACAGGAAUCUAACAGUUUCUUGUUGUUUUUGUUUCAUCUUAAUCAACUGAAAGUUCUCAAAGUCACCACACUAUUUCGUUGAUGUAAUCUAGUUUUAAUGUAGACAUAUGAAGCACUGUUGGCCGACUUGUAAAAUAUCUGGAGGUUAUUACAACCUAGUGAAAACGUCAUUCGUUUUAGCCUACCAUUGACGGAAAGCUUGUUGGUCCUUUCCUCUCACUAUCAUGGGAAUGAGGCCAAGUGGUGGUUGUUUUGACAACAGUUUAGUCAUUUAGCAGACUCUCUUAUCCAGAGGGACAUACAGGAGCAAUUAGGGUUAAGUGAAAUGCUCAAGGGCACAUCAGAUUUUUCACCUCGUCGGCUCGGGAUUCAAACCAGCAAUCUUUCAGUUACUGGCACAAUGCUCUUAACCGCUAGAAUACUUACUGUGUUGGCUUAGUCUUAGGGAAUGUAGUCUCUGAUGCUGCCCUAAACAAACAGAAAAGCAAAUGGCCGCAGUAGCGGAGAUUCAGUACCAUGGUUUAUCAAUUCCCUGCGGAUCUUUAAAAUCAUGCUCUUACUUUUGUUAGUGUAACAUCAUGGAACAACGUUGCAAAUGUCCAUUUCCUUGAGUGCUUUUGCGGACACAAUGUAUCAGCCGUUUUGUUAACAGUGAGUGGCAGUUUGUAUUUUGGAGCCUCUGCCAGUGCCGCAAAGCUAGUUUGGAGAUUUGUGAACGUGAGAUUGAGAUUCAACGCAGUUAUGGUAAGCAAAGGUCGCAUGUAGUCUGCUACAGUUUAAUGAUAGUCAACGAUGCCAGUUAAAAGGAAUCUAUUGGGGACUUGUGUUGAGUAGUCUGAAUUGGUAGGCCGCUAGAAUUGUGAUCAGUGGUCUAAUGUGUGGAUGAAGUCAGAUAUAUUAAACAGAUUAACUUUUUCCAUAGAAAUUAUAAAGUGCCUUUGGAAAGUAUUCAGAUCCCUUGACUUUUACAACCUUAUUCUAAAAUGGAUUCAAUUGUUUUUCCCCCCUCAUUAAUCUAAACACAAUACCCCAUAAUGACAAAGCUAAAAC
Molecule: messenger RNA, 8822 nt
Organism: Salmo salar (Atlantic salmon)
Lineage: Eukaryota; Metazoa; Chordata; Actinopteri; Salmoniformes; Salmonidae
Source: RefSeq, a predicted model, not a curated record